AUGAGCACACCAACACCGCCGUAUGCAUUGCUACGCAACAUCCUCGCCUCCGCCAGGACAAGCUCCGUCAUAACAAGACCAUUCACAUCACAAUGUCGACAGACUUCUACGAGGACAUCUUCUGUCCACAACGCCCAAUGGAUCGGUAAACGACAAUGGAGCUCUUCCGCUUGGAGGGCGGCAUCUCCACCAGGUCGCGAUGACCCACAGCCAAAGGACGACAAGACGAAAGCGGCAGAGCCUCAAAAGCCAGAUGAGCGAUUCUACAUGCCACCGCCGCCUGAGCAUAUUCAACAGAGGAUUGAUGCGGCAAUCAUGGAUGCUGCAAGAGCUGCUGCUCCUGCCCGACCAACCCCACCGCCGCCGCAACCAAAGCCCGAACCAAUUAAGCCUGCGCCACCAAUCGAACAACAACCUACUGAACCCGCACCUACCCCAGUAUCAGAAAUUUUGGAAGAUGUUCAGAAAGAGACACCGCCUGUAGAGGAGCCGGUAAAGACCGAGGCGGAGAUUGUAUCUGAGAAGAUCGAGAAGAUGGCAAAAGAGGAAGCUGUAGCUGCAGAACAGGCACUACCCUCGACCCAACAAGCGCAAAGAUGGCAUUUGUCGAAGAGGGUACAAGAACGUAUGGAUGAGCUGCUGGCCAAAGCUGCGCUUGUUAGUCACAAGGUCAACAACUACACUGGCACAGACUACUCUGGUAUUGAGCGCUUGCGUCGCGACAUUAUCGAUCAAGAACAAGUAGUCAAAGCCGCCCACGCCGAAGUCACAGCCGCAAAAGUAGCCUACACGACAUCCUACAGCCAACAAGCCGCCUCUCAAAAGGAAGUCGUCGGUCUCCUCGAACGCAAACACUCUUGGUCAGCCUCCGAUCUCGAACGCUACAUGUCUCUGAUUCGCUCCGAACACCUCAACGAACAAGCCGUACAGGCCGCAAAAGAGCAUCUCGCAAACGCCGAACGUGAGCUCGAAGACGCCAGAGGAAAGCUGGAAAAGAAGGAACGCAAACAAUAUCACGAAGAGCAGAUUUGGAGUGACACAAUUCGUCGCAACAGCACUUGGGUUACAUUUGGUCUUAUGGGUCUGAAUAUCUUCCUGCUACUGGCCAACUUGGUCAUCUUCGAGCCCUGGAGAAGGCGAAGGAUUGUCAGGGAGAUCAAGACAGCUCUGGACGAGAAGACGACAAUGGCUCCAUCGAUGGCUCCUGCUGUUGAGGCAGAGGUUGACAAGGUUGUCGAGCCUGCGGGUCAGACGCUUGAGAAGCUAGAGGAAAAGGUUGUCGAGACUGUCGAAACGGCUAUACCAGAAGCCAUGCCAGAGGUCGUGUCAGAAGUUGCACCUGAUGUACAACCCGAAGCCAUGGCCGACAGCGAAAUCGCAGUCGGAGAAACAACACUAGCAGCUGGUGAAGUCCUUCCAGAAGAAGCCGUCGAAAUCAGCGACCCCAUCGCAGAGAUGAACGAAGCCGCCGAGAAGGCUAUUGAAGAGCCGGUACAACGACGAGAACCCGAGAACUGGGAGGAGAGAUUCGCCCUAUGGAAGGAGAUUCUGUCGACCAAUCUGGCUCUCUUCAAGGCCAAAUUGCAAGACCUCUUCUCUGACCGUCAAGUCACAGUCAAGAGAAUUGACGUGACGACGAUAGCUCUUGAGGGAGCUGCAGCCGGUGUGGCUGUAGUCGGACUCGUAUGGGCGCUGCUCACCACCCGAUCAUGA
Molecule: messenger RNA, 1713 nt
Organism: Aureobasidium pullulans EXF-150
Lineage: Eukaryota; Fungi; Ascomycota; Dothideomycetes; Dothideales; Saccotheciaceae
Exons: 2
Coding region: 1-1713 (570 amino acids)
Biological process (GO): inner mitochondrial membrane organization
Cellular component (GO): mitochondrial inner membrane
Source: RefSeq, a predicted model, not a curated record